Temnothorax curvispinosus is the source of this 1145-nucleotide messenger RNA. RefSeq lists its product as uncharacterized. The transcript is spliced from 2 exons. Bases 161 to 766 code for a protein of 201 amino acids. Lineage: Eukaryota; Metazoa; Arthropoda; Insecta; Hymenoptera; Formicidae. The record is from RefSeq and is a predicted model, not a curated record.
UACGAGCGUGCGCUCUCCUUCGGGCAAAGCUAUCGACCCGUCACAAAACAUUGUUAAAGCUGGCGCAAGCGUAUUUAUGCGUGUCUCUAGUUAAGCUACGGCUAAGCAAAAGUUUAGAUGAUUAUUGCAGUAACGUAUCGGUCGUCUCUAUGAAACGAUCAUGAGCGAUCCAAAACACAUAACAGAUAACGAGAAUCUCAAUGACUAUGGUACACGAAUAAAUCGAUGGUUUCUCAUAUCACUAGGUGCUUGGCCGCAAACGAGCGCGUCGAAUAGAAUAAAAAAACUCGCGGUGUCAAUGCAAAUCUUAAUUUUUUCGACCGCGUUGGCAAUCAUUUUGAUACCAUGCCUGUUGUACAUGGGAUUCGAGAAAAAAGACGUUAAGACUAAAUUAAACGACCUCAUUCCGCUGAUUAACAGAAUAUUGGGAACAGUAAAUUACUGGAUAUUAAUUACGCGUAACAAAGACAUUGAACGUUGCAUACGGCAUAUGGAGACGGAUUGGAAACUCGUUCGAAUCGAUAAUCGCAAAGUGAUGCUGCAAUAUGCUAAGUCCGGCCGCUUCAUGACCGUUUUGUGCGCGACGUUUCUACAUGGUAGUACGUUCAUCUUUAACGUAGUCAAGGCGAUGGAAACAAGAACCGUUAUCAUCGACAACAAAACUAUUACGAUACAUCCGAUGACAUGUCCAAUGUACAGCAGGAUACUUGAUCAACUGUUUGCAGUCUCAUUGCCGUCUUCGCGAUGCAUGCUUGCGGUCAACUGAAUGUAAUGCAUACGUGGUUAAAUGAACUCACCGAAAAGAAGAAUAAUCAUUUAGCAGACCAAAGACUUGCGGCCGUCGUGAAGCAUCAUUGGAGAGUCAUCAGGUAUUUUACUUAAAUUGUUAGAUAUAGAGUUUUGAUUGCACACCACACCCACUUUGUGUGAGUUUCUUUUUAUUGAGUAUUAAAGAUAAAUAAACAUUCCCGUUACAUUGAUUUGCAUAAACUAAUAUUGUUCGCUAAACUUAAAAUAUUGUCAUAUAUUAUAAACUUAAGUAGGGAAAAGUGGGGCACGUUGAGACACCUAAAAUUCAACUCGCUGUAUUUCUUUAAAUAUCAGUGCUAAAAUUUUUUUUAAAGUGAUUUUCAACACAGAUUUAC